Molecule: messenger RNA, 1698 nt
Organism: Ricinus communis (castor bean)
Lineage: Eukaryota; Viridiplantae; Streptophyta; Magnoliopsida; Malpighiales; Euphorbiaceae
Product: riboflavin biosynthesis protein PYRD, chloroplastic
Exons: 3
Coding region: 92-1390 (432 amino acids)
Biological process (GO): riboflavin biosynthetic process
Molecular function (GO): zinc ion binding; diaminohydroxyphosphoribosylaminopyrimidine deaminase activity
Source: RefSeq, a predicted model, not a curated record
UUCUCUGCUCAAAUUCACAGUAUCGCUCCAACAAAAACCUGCUUAAAUUUCUCAGUUUUACACGCCCUCGUCUUUAGGUCCUCCAAUAAAGAUGCAAAUUCAGAAACUCACUCUCCCAAAUAACGCUCUUUCACCACUCAAUUUCUCACAUUCUCCUCAUAUACACUCAUCCUUUUCACCGUCACGCCGCCACUCCAAUUCUCCUUCUAGAGUUAUAUUUAAGUCUGGAUUUUGCAAUUCAGCCAAAAGGGUCUCCAGGUCACUAAGUGGUACGAGAAGAUAUAGUAGUAACUUGGUUAAGGUCAGUUGUGCAAUGUUGGAAAAUGAAGAUAAAGAUGAUAGCUUUUAUAUAAGGAGGUGUGUGGAGAUUGCAAGAAAGGCAAUUGGGUGCACAAGUCCUAAUCCUAUGGUGGGUUGUGUCAUUGUCAAAGAUGGCAAGAUUGUUGGUGAAGGGUUUCACCCUAAAGCUGGUCAACCUCAUGCUGAGGUAUUUGCUCUUAGAGAUGCUGGAGAUUUAGCCGAGAAUGCAACAGCUUAUGUGAGUCUGGAGCCAUGUAAUCACUAUGGAAGAACUCCACCAUGCACUGAAGCUCUCAUUAAAGCCAAAGUUAAGAAGGUGGUGGUUGGAAUGGUCGAUCCAAAUCCAAUUGUGGCUUCAAGAGGUUUGGAUAGAUUGAGAGAUGCAGGAAUUGAUGUAACUGCUGGUGUUGAAGAAGAAUUGUGCAAGAGGCUUAACGAGGCCUACAUCCAUCAAAUGUUGACUGGGAAGCCCUUUGUUACACUUAGAUACUCCCUCUCAGUCAAUGGCCACCUCUUAAACCAACUUGGAGAAGGUGCCACAGAGUGCAGUGGAUACUACUCAAGAUUGUUACAGGAAUAUGAUGCAGUUAUAGUUUCCACCCCGACAGUUGACAUGUUCUCAGUUCCUAUGUCACAAGAACCUGGUGCCAAUCAACCCCUCUGUGUCAUAACAACAGCUUCUUUUUCUCCAAUCCGAGUUCCUUCCAUGGCCAAAGAAGCAGCUGCUAACAUAAUAAUAUUUGCUGACAAAGAGACAAAUGUCGAACCUGAAACAGCUGAAAUAGGAAUAGAAACUGUAGUUCUGGAUUGGAUAAGUUUGAAGGAAAUUCUGGAAUAUUGCAAGCGUCGGGGAUUAUGCAGUGUUUUGUUGGAUCUGAGAGGAAGUUUUGGUGAACUUGAAGGUCUUCUCAAUGAUGGUAUUGAGCAGAAUCUCUUGCAAAAAGUUGUGGUGGAAGUAUUGCCAUGGUGGUAUGAAAGUAGCAUCGAGAGUUCUUUUGCAGCUCUGAAGAAUAUUAGGAAAAGACUGAAAGUGAAAAAUCUACAACCCAGUAUUGCAGGUGAGAGCAUUAUACUUGAGGGUUAUCUUUAGCGCAAGUUGUUGGAACCCAAGCGGACACCAGAAUAUGAGCUUACCGAAUAGUCCAUUUCUUAUGAGCUUUAGGGACGGAAUGGGAUAUCUUUUCUUUUGAACAAGAAUGGGAUAUCCUUUUAUGCAUCCCUAAUUCCAUCACUCACGAAGAGAAAUCGAUAGCACAAUUCCCCGAAGGGGGCUCAAACUGAAAUUUGUGUCUCCCCUACAUUUGUGGCUUGUACAUGCUACUUCUACAUUAUAUCUGUAGAACUUUUUCGGGGGCUUGAAGAAAAAUCUUUCAAAUCGAGAAUCAUAAACGUUUAUUA